AUGAGGUAUCUUACCUUUCUCAUUCUCAUCUUGCUUUUGUCAGAAAACUCGAUCUACAUUGAUGCCAAAAGCCACAAGCAUCGAAAGCAAGGAAAAGGCGGUAGCAAAGCCAGUCCUCCCCCGGUCGCCUCCAAGGAUCAUGGGAGCGAGGGAGAGGUGUUGGAUGGUAACGACACUUCUAGCGUUACAAAAUCCAGCACCUUCAGUGUACUAAGUUACGGCGCGAAAGGUGACGGCGUUGCUGAUGACACAAAUGCAUUCGAAGAAGCGUGGGCCGACGCAUGCAAGGUACAAGGAUCAACAGUCCUGAUUCCUUCAGGAUCCGUGUUUCUCGUAAAGCUCGUUGCUUUUUCAGGGCCAAAUUGUCAGUCUAACAUCGUGUUCCAGUUAGAUGGAAAAAUAAUCGCACCAACAAACUCGGGAGCAUGGGGGAAGGGGUUGUUACAAUGGCUGGAUUUCUCCAAGUUGAAAGGAAUAGCGAUCAGAGGUCAAGAUGAUGAUUCGGACCUGGUAAUUAAUAGAAUGCCUAGCACCAAACCAACGGCGCUUAGAUUUUACGGAAGCACAGACGUAACAGUUACAGGAAUAACGAUCCAAAAUAGUCCCCAGACACAUUUGAAAUUCGAUAACUGCAUUGGGGUUCAAGUAUUUGGCAUUAGCAUUUCGUCCCCUGGCAAUAGCCCAAAUACUGAUGGGAUUCAUCUCCAAAACUCCCAAGAUGUGGUUAUUCACACAACCAAUCUUGCACACAAAAUAAACAUAAAUAAACUUAUUAUCUUAAUACAAUUUGACACGGCUAGUACAGGGGUUUUGCCUCAAAAGGUUGUUUUAAAGCAUCAAGAUGUGCAACGGAAGAAAGAUGCUCAAGGUUUGUUGAACAAUGUCAUUGAGGAGACGGCAAGUAAACUCGUCGUGAGUAGGAAAAGUAAGGUUAAAGCCCUGGUGGGAGCUUUUGAAACCGUGAUCUCUCUACAAGAAAGUAAACCUUCCACACAAGUUGUGAGUUAA
Messenger RNA from Salvia hispanica, 1008 nucleotides. The record is from RefSeq and is a predicted model, not a curated record. NCBI's taxonomy places the organism in Eukaryota, Viridiplantae, Streptophyta, Magnoliopsida, Lamiales, Lamiaceae.